Messenger RNA from Gastrolobium bilobum, 1938 nucleotides. RefSeq names its product pyruvate kinase, cytosolic isozyme. The transcript has 4 exons. The record is from RefSeq and is a predicted model, not a curated record. The coding region runs from base 206 to 1738 and encodes 510 amino acids. Gene Ontology annotation, biological process: glycolytic process. Gene Ontology annotation, molecular function: potassium ion binding; magnesium ion binding; pyruvate kinase activity. Lineage: Eukaryota; Viridiplantae; Streptophyta; Magnoliopsida; Fabales; Fabaceae. Gene Ontology annotation, cellular component: cytoplasm.
GGAAGAGUAAACAAAAACCAGCACACCGUCACCAACAGAUAAAUCGUGUUUAUUCCUUAACCCUUGCUAGUGAGUUAGGUGGGGGGGCACUCUAAAAGCAGAAAGAAAAGAAGAAACUGGUGGUGUGCAAUUGCAAAGGAGGAACUAGGAAGACAACUUAAAAGAGAGAGAGAGAGAGAGAGAUCAGAGAAGGGUUUGAGUUUCAAUGGCGAACAUAGAUAUCGAAGGGAUCUUGAAGCAGCUGCCAAAUGAUGGGCGUGUUCCCAAGACAAAAAUUGUUUGUACUUUGGGUCCUGCUUCUCGAUCUGUAGAAAUGACCGAGAAACUUCUUAAGGCUGGGAUGAACGUUGCACGUUUCAAUUUUUCUCAUGGUACUCACGACUAUCAUCAGGAGACCCUCAACAAUCUUAAGACUGCUAUGCAUAACACUGGAAUACUCUGUGCCGUCAUGCUCGACACAAAGGGACCUGAGAUUCGGACUGGUUUUCUGAAAAAUGGGAAACCUAUUACACUUAAAGAAGGACAAGAAAUCACCAUAACUACUGAUUAUGAUAUUAAGGGGGAUCAGGAGAUGAUAUCGAUGAGUUACAAGAAACUGCCUUUCCACUUGAAGGCUGGAAAUACUAUACUGUGCUCUGAUGGAACAAUCACUCUCACUGUCUUGUCUUGUGAUCCAGGUGCUGGUACUGUUAGAUGUCGUUGUGAAAACACUGCAACGUUGGGUGAGAGGAAAAAUGUUAAUCUACCUGGUGUUGUUGUGGAACUUCCCACUCUUACUGACAAGGAUAAGGAAGAUAUUCUUGAAUGGGGUGUCCCUAACAAUAUUGACAUGAUUGCUCUUUCAUUUGUUCGUAAGGGCUCAGAUCUUGUUAAUGUCCGAAAGGUUCUGGGGCCACAUGCGAAGCAUAUUCAGUUGAUGUCUAAGGUUGAGAACCAGGAGGGAGUCAUGAAUUUUGAUGAGAUCUUGCGUGAGACUGAUGCAUUCAUGGUGGCACGUGGUGAUCUUGGAAUGGAGAUCCCAGUUGAAAAGAUUUUCCUGGCUCAGAAGAUGAUGAUAUAUAAGUGUAAUCUUGUUGGCAAGCCUGUGGUCACUGCUACCCAGAUGCUUGAGUCAAUGAUAAAGUCUCCUAGGCCAACCCGAGCUGAAGCAACUGAUGUAGCUAAUGCGGUUCUUGAUGGAACAGAUUGUGUCAUGCUUAGUGGUGAGAGUGCAGCUGGGGCUUACCCUGAGCUUGCUGUGAAAAUCAUGGCUCGCAUUUGUAUUGAAGCGGAAUCAUCCCUCGACUAUGGUGCUAUCUUCAAAGAGAUGAUAAGGUCUACUCCCUUGCCUAUGAGUCCGUUGGAAAGCCUUGCAUCAUCUGCUGUUCGAACAGCCAACAAAGCCAAAGCAAAACUCAUUGUUGUGCUGACACGUGGCGGGAGUACUGCUAAGUUGGUUGCUAAGUAUAGGCCAGCAGUUCCAAUCUUGUCAGUGGUGGUUCCAGUUCUGACAACAGACUCAUUUGAUUGGACCUGCAGUGAUGAGACACCAGCAAGGCACAGCUUAAUAUACAGGGGCUUGAUUCCUAUAUUGGCCGAAGGAUCUGCCAAAGCUACUGAUGCUGAAUCUACUGAAGUAAUUCUGGAAGCUGCUCUUAAGUCCGCAACAGAAAAGGGGCUUUGUAAGCCUGGUGAUGCAGUUGUUGCCCUUCAUCGUAUUGGAGCUGCUUCUGUUAUAAAGAUCUGCUUAGUGAAAUGAUAUGCUGCUAGAUUGCAGAAUGUGUUAUUCGCCUGAGUGGCACAAACUGAUGCAGAGUUAUGUUUUGGCUUUGACUUGUUAAACUUUGUGCUGUUUGUCCUUUAUUCGCUUCAGUUCAGACAGAUUGAGCGGGUUUUUGUAUUCUCUCUUAAUAUAACGGAGUACUUCUAGAUUUGAGAUCGUUAUGAAAAUAAUUCGUA